AAUUCCUGUCAAUCUGUAGACUACUGCGUUUGAAAAUAGUAGUGUGAUGGCUGAGGCGGCUCCAGAUCCUGAGGUACAGCCAGGAGACGUUGGCGAUGAUGAAGAAACGCCAGGCUACAAAGCUCCUAAACAAGUAGAUUUGGAGACUCUUCAGAAUCUCGAUGCAGACGACGAAUCGCUAGUGAAAUACAAGCAAGCCUUGCUAGGAAACGCGGGAGAGUUGCCGAAAGACAAGACUGGUCCUAAUGUGGUUGUUGAAAAGUUUUGUAUCCUUUCGAAGGACAGGGAGAAGAAAGACAUUGAUCUAACUGGUGAUCUUACAAAACUGAAGAGCAAUCCGGUGGUCAUCAAGGAAGGCACUGAAUUUAAGAUUGAAAUCCAGUUCAAGGUGAAUUAUGAGAUUGUUGCUGGGCUGAAAUAUAUGCAUGCGAUUUACAGAAAGGGAAUUAGAGUGGAUAAGUCAGGCUACAUGGUUGGUAGCUAUGGUCCAAAGCCAGAAGUCCAAACUUGGAGCACUCCAUAUGAAGAGGCACCCAAAGGCAUCCUCGGUCGGGGACACUACACACUGAAGAGUAGAUUCACAGAUGAUGACAAAAACGAUAUCUUGUCUUGGGAAUGGUCGUUUGACAUCAAGAAGGAUUGGGAAUGAAUUACAUUGGACAAUAUUCAAAAACAGAACGUUGUUGUCUCUUGUUUUGUUUGCUUGGUCGUGGUCUGCUUGUUUGAUCUGAGGAGACAAAAUAAUAGAAUACAAGGGAAAAACA
Corticium candelabrum is the source of this 764-nucleotide messenger RNA. RefSeq names its product rho GDP-dissociation inhibitor 2-like. The coding region runs from base 47 to 649 and encodes 200 amino acids. Gene Ontology annotation, molecular function: Rho GDP-dissociation inhibitor activity; protein binding. Gene Ontology annotation, biological process: Rho protein signal transduction. The record is from RefSeq and is a predicted model, not a curated record. The transcript has 4 exons. Lineage: Eukaryota; Metazoa; Porifera; Homoscleromorpha; Homosclerophorida; Plakinidae. Gene Ontology annotation, cellular component: membrane; cytoplasm; cytosol.